AUGGCUCCCCGUGCCUCCUCCAUCCAGCACCCAUCGCCCAACAUGACGGCCAACACAAACUCAACCAACGAUAGUUCCUCACAUGGACCACUAUCAGCCUUGCAACCAGCCUCAUCAGUUGACCUUGACCACAAUUCACCCCCUGCACCACCUAACCCUCUCCUUCAGCCCCGACCGCGUCCAAAGGUGCGCGGCAAGCUGGCUUCCUCGAGCAGCACCAUCCUCGUCAACCCAUGUCAACGAGGAAAUCCGCUGCUCAGCUCGAUCCGAUCUUUGGGUUGGGAGUACUCGGACAUAGUGCCUGACUACGUUGUCGGCGUUUCAUCGUGCAUUUUGUUCCUCUCGAUCCGAUACCACCGACUGCACCCAGAAUACAUCCAUACGCGAAUCGCCAAACUUUCCAACAUGUUUACGCUCCGAAUCCUUCUUCUCCUCUGCGAUGUGAAGGAUCAUGCACCGGCUAUUAAGGAGUUGACUAAAACGGCACUGAUCAACAACCUUACUCUCAUCGUAGCAUGGAGUGCAGAAGAAGCAGGGAGAUACGUGGAAACUUAUAAGAGUUUCGAACAUAAACCUCCAGAUCCUAUCAAGGAGAGAGUGCCGGAGGAUUAUCUAAGUCAACUGACCAACGUCCUUACCCAGGUGAGGGGGGUUAAUAGAACAGAUGUGCUUACCUUGAUUACCAGAUAUGGCAGUUUGAAAGGCGUGAUUAGAGCCUGUAAGCACGAGACCGCAGGCUUACAAAUGUCUCCUGGAUUCGGAGAGAUUAAGGCUAAGAGAUUGCGAGACGUUGUUACUCAGCCUUUUAGAGUUGGUCAAGGAAACAGUUAUAGGCAACGCCAACUUGGCUCUCCUAGCAAUUCUACUACCAACACUGCUGCUGCUGGUGGUGGUCCGAGUGCGGUUGGUAGAGCGGCUGGAUUGUUGGAAGACGAUCAUGUUCUUCUCACCUCCUCCUCCUCCUCCUCCUCCUCUGCCACAGGUCAAACGAGAGAUCUGAACACCUUGCAGGAGAAUCUCGAACAACUAACCGAACAGGAACAACUCCGACUCGCCAUGCAACUCUCAAUGCAUCCUCAACCACCGUCCUAA
This is a messenger RNA of Ustilago hordei, 1092 nucleotides long. RefSeq lists its product as uncharacterized. Lineage: Eukaryota; Fungi; Basidiomycota; Ustilaginomycetes; Ustilaginales; Ustilaginaceae. Gene Ontology annotation, cellular component: nucleus; nucleotide-excision repair factor 1 complex; ERCC4-ERCC1 complex. The record is from RefSeq and is a predicted model, not a curated record. Gene Ontology annotation, molecular function: damaged DNA binding; single-stranded DNA binding. Gene Ontology annotation, biological process: nucleotide-excision repair; meiotic mismatch repair; UV-damage excision repair. The transcript has a single exon. Bases 1 to 1092 code for a protein of 363 amino acids.